AUGGGUUUUCUCUACAUCUUAUGGUCAUGUAUGUGGAUUGGAAGAGAUGAUUUACACUUGAAGUUGAUUAGUUUGAUUGGUGCCAAAUACAAUGGUGCAGGCAUCUUCUUAUUUGAUCAUUCUGCUGGUCCAAGGAAACUUGAAGGUGGGUUCAGCCUUUGUGCCUCCUGGUUUGUUUUUGUGAAAGAACAACUCAUGGAUGAAGCUUGCAGUUCAAUAAGUCUCAUCAUGUUUGUUGUCUGCCAAACACCAUGGUCCAGCCCCUUGAUGACCAUUUUGCUGGCCUUGUCCAUCCUGGUUUGUUUCCAGCUACUAGGUUUUGUUGAAAGGAGCAAUACAUGGUUGACAUUUGCAGUUCGAUUACUUUGUCUGUGUAGGUUGUUUUGGUUCCAAAUACUAUGGUUCAAGCAUUUUGAUGACCAUUCUUCUCUGGUUUGUUGGGUUCCAAAAUACCAUGGUCCAGGCAUCUUGAUGGCUAUUUUUCUGGUUCAAGAAAGCUUGUACGUGGAUUGGGCCUUUGUCCUUCCUUGGUGGCUUUUCCAUGAAUCCUUUCUGUGA
This is a messenger RNA of Lactuca saligna, 558 nucleotides long. Lineage: Eukaryota; Viridiplantae; Streptophyta; Magnoliopsida; Asterales; Asteraceae. The record is from the annotation of a GenBank genome assembly.